AUGGCGCAGUCGCCUGCCUCGUCGUCGUCCCCCGAAGACGCUGCUGAAAACACGGCCGAUGAAGAAGAUUCGGAAGACUACUGCAAGGGAGGAUACCACCCAGUGACGAUUGGCGAGAAAUUCAAGGACGGGAAAUACACAGUGAUUCGGAAGCUAGGCUGGGGCCAUUUCUCGACAGUCUGGCUAUCAAGAGACAACAUCACCAGCAAGCAUGUGGCGCUCAAGGUUGUGCGAUCGGCGGCACACUACACAGAAACCGCCAUCGACGAAAUCAAGCUCCUUAAUAAGAUUGUACAAGCGAACCCAGACCACCCCGGCCGCAAGCAUGUGGUAAGCCUGCUCGACUCCUUCGAACACAAAGGCCCGAACGGCACGCACGUCUGCAUGGUCUUCGAGGUGCUGGGCGAGAAUCUCUUGGGCCUGAUCAAGAAGUGGAACCACCGCGGCAUUCCUAUAGCCCUCGUCAAGCAAAUCACAAAACAGGUUCUCUUGGGCCUCGAUUACCUCCACCGGGAAUGCGGCAUCAUACACACAGACUUAAAACCCGAGAACGUGCUGAUCGAGAUUGGCGAUGUCGAGCAAAUCGUCAAGCGGGUGGUUAAGAGUGAGCCCAGUGAGAAGGAGAACAAUAGGAAUGGCCGCCGGAGGCGUAGGACCCUCAUAACUGGCAGUCAGCCGCUGCCUUCGCCACUGAACGCCAGCUUCAACCCGGCGUCACUCUUCCCAUCAACGAACUCGAGUCUCAGCCACAUGCUGCAUGAAGGCUCCACUCCUACAGGUGACAACUCACCGAGGCUGGACAGUGUAAACGAAGCGGAGACGGAGCGAGAAGAGACAGCAGACAUCCUAACGGAGGAAGUCUCCGGGAUUUCUUUGGAUAAGACCGGCACCCCUCCGCUGGGUUCAGCACAAGGCGAGAAGCGAAAGGCGGAUGAUAUGCAAGGCUUUGACAUUAUUAGUGUCAAGAUUGCAGAUCUGGGGAACGCGUGCUGGGUCAAUCACCACUUUACGAACGACAUCCAGACGCGUCAGUACCGGUCCCCUGAAGUAAUUCUCGGCGCCAAGUGGGGUGCUAGCACAGAUGUCUGGAGUAUGGCUGCCAUGGUCUUUGAACUCAUCACCGGCGACUAUCUCUUUGACCCACAAUCCGGAACUAAGUAUGGAAAGGAUGAUGAUCACAUAGCGCAGAUCAUCGAGCUUCUGGGACCGUUCCCAAAGUCACUAUGCCUGUCAGGCAAAUGGUCCCAAGAGAUCUUCAACCGGAAAGGAGAGCUUCGCAAUAUUCAUAGGCUACGGCAUUGGGCUCUCCCGGACGUGUUGAAGGAGAAGUAUCACUUCAAAGAAGAAGAGGCCAGACGCGUGGCCGACUUUCUCACCCCGAUGCUAGAGCUCAUACCAGAGAAGCGAGCAAAUGCAGGCGGGAUGGCAGCACAUGCAUGGCUCGAAGACACGCCUGGAAUGAAGGGGGUGAAGAUUGAUAGAGUCGAGGUUGGAAGUCGCGGGGAAGGCAUAGAUGGCUGGGCAAGCGAGGUGAGGAAACGAUAA
Messenger RNA from Lasiosphaeria miniovina, 1545 nucleotides. RefSeq names its product kinase-like domain-containing protein. Gene Ontology annotation, biological process: peptidyl-serine phosphorylation; spliceosomal complex assembly; regulation of mRNA processing. NCBI's taxonomy places the organism in Eukaryota, Fungi, Ascomycota, Sordariomycetes, Sordariales, Lasiosphaeriaceae. Gene Ontology annotation, cellular component: cytoplasm; nucleus. The transcript has 3 exons. The coding region runs from base 1 to 1545 and encodes 514 amino acids. The record is from RefSeq and is a predicted model, not a curated record. Gene Ontology annotation, molecular function: ATP binding; protein serine/threonine kinase activity.